AUGUUUCUGAUUAAUUUAUCGCUAUCAUUUUGUUAUUGUGUCAUUUUAUGUCUGGCCAAUUUUUGUGUGGCUUGUAUUCCAACGCAACAAGUUGAAACAACAUCGACAUCUACCUCGACUUCGACUUCGACUAGCACAUCUACAUCUACCACAACAACUACCACCACCACCACAAGUACCACAACGAUUCCGUAUGGUAAGUUGCAUGAACCGCAAGUAAAACGUUCAAGAUUCGAUUUCCAGUCUGCCCAGUUUGCAAAGAAAUCUACGCAGUAACCUCUUGCCCAAAGGACACCGCAACCGAUUAUUGCCUAACUGCAGCACAAGUCGGUGGAGUAACCUAUACAUUAGGACAAAUGUCAGACGGUUAUGGCGAUGCGAACACCUGUUCAAUUGAUCUAGCAUGCCCUUCAGGUAUUCUUCCGGUUUAUACAAGAUCUGGAGGUUCAACUUCUUCAUUGGGUAAUUUGAUUGCAACGUGUUCUGAAUUGACUGGAGUUUGGCAGUUCAAACAAACCACAAAUGAUCCAAUUACUAAUGCUGUUUGUAGAGGGUUUUAG
This is a messenger RNA of Caenorhabditis angaria, 560 nucleotides long. Lineage: Eukaryota; Metazoa; Nematoda; Chromadorea; Rhabditida; Rhabditidae. The record is from the annotation of a GenBank genome assembly.